Molecule: messenger RNA, 3507 nt
Organism: Megalobrama amblycephala (Wuchang bream)
Lineage: Eukaryota; Metazoa; Chordata; Actinopteri; Cypriniformes; Xenocyprididae
Product: galaxin-like
Exons: 5
Coding region: 1123-2088 (321 amino acids)
Source: RefSeq, a predicted model, not a curated record
UCUUAUGCAUGCGCUCAUUUCAAAAACUCACUAACAGUCUUUGGUUUCUCAGUCGACGAAAAGAUCCUCUUUAGCACCUUUAAUGCACAAAUAACUAAGACUAAAAUAAAGGCCUACUUAAGUGUACUUAAAGAGGUUACACUUUCAUGACAAUAUAAUUUCUUAACACGGUUAAGUUAUAAUGAUUUGAAGGUGAAGUGUUAGAUUUUAUGUUCAAAUAAAUUCUCUUAACCUGGAUUAUCGUUCAUUGACUAGUAUUUGUUUAUUCAAGGGUUUAUCUUCAUUAAAAGGGUGAACAUUGAGACCCCCGAUCUCUGUUCAGAUCUCUCUGUCAGUCUGAACAAAACAUACACACAAAAUGAUCCCAAAAUCCCAGGUUCGACAAAAAUGGCACUGCUCCAUAUGUGUUCACGGUGUGUGUGUGUUCAAUUGUAACUGCUGUGUGUGUGUACAUGGAUGGGUGAAAUGCAAGCACAAGUUCCGAAUAUGGGACACCAUACUUGGCCACAUGUACAAAAACAUUGCAUGCAAUUAGCACUUAAGUAUAUCCUAUUAAAGUAUAUAAUUCCCAUGAUAAGUGCUCUGGUUUACAAGUAUGUUUGAUCAUAUAAUCACAGGGCAAUUAUAGCCCUUGAGCAUACAUAGAGCGAUGAAUGUAGCUAGGCCAAAGGUGGAGAAGGGGAGGAGGAGGGAUGGUUGAGCUAUGUCAUCGUAAAAGAAGGUAAGUUAAAACGCUGCUUCGUGUUUAGAUGCACGUGCUCCUUUCAAACUUGCAUCAUGGACUUCAUUUAAAAGAAUGCUAUACAGACUCUUUCACAAGAAUCAGUUUUGUCUUGUUUUAUAGUUAUUCAAACUAAUUUGUUGUUCCUAUUAUUUAUUUGUCUCCUAGGUGAUGUAUCUAAAGGAUUGAGUCAACUAGAUACUGACUACUGUAAUUCUCUUCCCUACAAUCCCGUAAAUCAGAUUUGUUGUAAUGGCACCAUUCAGACUCGAAGCAGUGCUCACACAGCAUGCUGUGGUCAAGACUUGUACAUAACAACAACUCAGACGUGUUGUGGUGGCAACACAACCCUUGAACUGAAGGAAGAUCUCUCUUGUUGUGGCAAUAAAUCAUUUAACAGGAUGACCCACUGCUGCUGUUUUAAAAAUGACACUCUUGAAGUGAAUCUCAAAGAUGAAAAAUGCUGUCUGACACCUCCAAAAGAAGCUGAAUUAAAAUCCCCAGAGUAUAUCAGUUGCUCAGGAAUAAAUUACAAGAGGGAAUCAGGUCUUACUCAGUGCUGUGGAAAAAAUCUCUACAGUCUGUCAGAUGUCAAUGUGCUGUGCUGUAAUGGAAUCCUUCAUCUCAAUGUGCCUGAGCAGUCAGAGUGUGUCGGAGGUCUAAUAUAUACUCAAAAACAGCUCAAAAUGAGCUGUGGCUCACAAAUAUAUGACCACCACAAACAGAGAUGCUGCUCGGGUGAUCUCUACAACACAAGUAAAGCAGAAUGCUGUGGAAACCUCUUGCUGGAACAUAAUAGCAACAAAAUUUGCUGUUCUUCCUCAACCCAUGCCAUGCUUCACGACACCAAACCAAAUCACUUUUGCUGUGGGCAUUACUACUACAACGCGUCCCUGUGGAGCUGCUGUGCUGAACAUCUCAAACCAACACCAAGCCAUAAUAGCUUUCAUCCAGAAUACAGACUUAAACCGCUAACGGAUCUGAUUCCUGACAUAUGCCAUAAAACAGUGCUCUUUGGCAAAGUGGAGAGUGUGGUACUUCAGAAUAAUCAGCGUCACAUUGUGGUGAGAGUCAUUGUGAAGGUCAGCGGGAUAUCAGAAGGGCCUUUACUUUACGUGAUCCUGGAUCACUGCAGCUCUCCAGUGCUAGAGAAUGGCAUGACCUACCUUUGGGAGACAAACAACAACAACAACAACAACAACAACAACAGAGAGUACAAGCCUCUCUCCAUCCCUGUUGAUGUAACCACUGAUAUUCACAUGUUCUUUACAGCAUGUAACCUAAAUCUCAUGAAGGCCUUAAGUGUCAACACCUGUUCACAAAUGCUCUGUAUUCAGGGUGGAUUUUUAUAUCAGGGAAACUUUUGAAUAGCAUCCUUUUGGUGCCAUUUAUGUUUUUACCUUUUAUACAGAUAACACCGCAUUUCCUUUAUUAAGAUUUAUUAAGCAAGUUUUUAUGAAUUAAGCUAUAACAACAUAAUAUAUCUGUGCAAAUGUUACUUUGAAGUGACUUGAAUGAGCAGGAUAGUUUAAAGAUGUCUUUCCUUGAUUCCUUUGUCUUAUAUCCUUGCAUUCUAUAGCUUAUACGGUCACAAAAUUCAGUGUAACAGAAAUAUUGGCCUGACUAGACCUUUCUGGUGCAAUUUAUCUCACAUUAAGUAUUAAUAUGUCUGGAAUACAUCAUUACUUACCAAACGUAAGUUGGCCGAACUUUUAUCAAUCAGGUAACUUUAAAAAGUUAAACUACUAUGAAAAUGUGAGCACAGAGAGAUUAUGAAUUAUCUAUUAUUUAAUAUUAUGUACUGUAUUUGAUAUUUAAUCAACCUCAGGUCUAUUCCAAUUUACACACAGGUUUUACAGUCCAAGUAAAAAAGGUGCUUUGAUGAUGUUUGAUUCAUUUUUGUUUUUAUAAAGAAAAGAAUUGUUCAUUUAAAAGCUAAAAGUGGCUUGCGUCCUAAUUCAUCAUUUAGAAGACAACUACAUUAAAUUUUAUUUUGCAUAUUAGCUCAACCAUACAUUUGUUAUACCAUUACUUGACUGAUUUGUUUAAUAUUGUAUCUUGUGUGAAUACAUAAUAUACACUUCAUCUGUUAUAAUCGUGCAGCUACUAUAUACCAUAUAUAAACUGUAUUUAUGCUAUAUACAAUUUUAAAAAACAAACGUUUCAUGCAGCUUUCAUAUUUGUUGUUUUUACAGUUUCAGUAUAUUUGUGAUACAGUUAGACAUGGAAUUUUUCAGCAGGUAUAUUGUCAUUUGUAAAUGUACCAAUCAAACCAUUUAUUUCAAAAUAAAUAUAUUUGUGAUCAUUGUGAGCAGUGUUUUUUUAUAUGUAUAAAGUGCUCAACAACCUAAUAUUCAUCUUUACAUAAUGGGUUUAUAAUAUAGUGGCAUCUAAAACAUACAUUAACCCAACUGAGAGGUAGAGUGAGCAUAACAAUGUUAUGACUGACACAGUGAGUAUUUGCAUUGAUAAAAUAAGAAAGAUUGGAUAUGGAAUUACGAUUCUGAUUGCCAUUACUGUGAAGCAAGCAGAGAGGUUCCUGAAGAAGAUACAAGAAAUGAGGACUCAUGGGGAAAUGGUUAUACCAGCAUGGUCUAUUCACUAGAAUUUUUACUAAAAAUAGUAGUUUUUAGAUAACAUAUCUAUUUACAUAUUUCCAGUAUGAUGGGCGAGGCUUAACAAGGCUUAAGCUGACUGUUUUUUACACAGUUGUGCUGCAUCCAAAAUCUCAUACUUCCCUAUUAUAUAGUAGUAGGGGAAAAAAUAACUAAAAAAACUACUAUAUG